Messenger RNA from Lepidothrix coronata (blue-crowned manakin), 1575 nucleotides. RefSeq names its product interferon gamma receptor 2 (interferon gamma transducer 1) (gene IFNGR2). The transcript is spliced from 7 exons. Bases 16 to 804 code for a protein of 262 amino acids. Gene Ontology annotation, molecular function: protein binding. The record is from RefSeq and is a predicted model, not a curated record. NCBI's taxonomy places the organism in Eukaryota, Metazoa, Chordata, Aves, Passeriformes, Pipridae.
GCACGAGGCAUCCUCAUGUUCAGCUGCAGAACCAGAGAACCUUCUCCCCAUUUACCGGCUCCAGAGGAUGUGGAGAUUUAUUCCUAUAACUUCCACAGUUUGCUGAGAUGGUCUCCUGUUCCAGUGGAGACAGGCUCGGUGUUAUACACAGUGCACUAUAAAACAGGGGCCUUUCCCGUGUGGAAUGAGAUGAACUGUACCCGGAUCCCCCGGACCCAGUGUGGGUUCCCCCUGGAGAUCCAGAAGCGGCGCUGGACGAUCUUCCUGCGCGUGAGGGCUGAGCUGGGGCAGCUGCCCUCGGCCUGGGUGCAGGCAGGGCCCUUUGUGGCCGAGAGGGACACCACUCUGGGCCCCCCCAGGGUGAGCAGAGUGAGUGCCAGCUCUGACUCGCUGCUCCUCAGUGUCACCCCCCCUUUCUCGCCUGAACCCGGGGACAGUUUCCAGUAUCGUGUGUUCUACUGGGAGAACACAACAAGGACCACGAAAAAGGAACAAGAGACACAGUAUAUGGAUUUUUUUUCUGCUUUUCCAGAGGCAACCAGAGCUGGAUUCAUCACCCUGCUGUGUCUCUCGGGGUUAGUCCUUAUAAAUCUGGCUACAGCUGGUUUGCUGCUCCUGUGGAAACACCACAAGAAAAUCAAACAGUCGUUUCAGCCACCUUUGAAAAUCCCCUCACACUUCGAAGAGUUCCUCAGGGACCCUGGCAUGCCUGGCUUGGAGGAGCUGGACAAUUCCCCGGAGGAUGAGCCCCAGGCUCUUGUGGCUGGAGAAGGAAUCCAAGCCUGGAGCAGCAGCCCAGGGUGACAGCUCUUCAUUCAACACCCCCAGGGACAGGGAAACCACAGAAGAGCCACCCACUGAGUGUCCCCUGGCCCAGGGUUCCAGCAGCUGCUCCCAGGGCGUGGCUGCUGCCGGGACAAUCCUGAGCAAAAUAUGGACCCUGGGAUGUGUCUCAGGGGCUUCUCCUGAGCUCCCCCAGCACCUCGUUCUGCCAGAGACACUGAAAAGGAGGAACACGGAAGGGAAACGAACACUAAACUCCAAAAAUGGUUAAAUUCCCACCCCAGGUUGGAAUACAGCUUUGAGGAAUAGCAGCACUUUACAGGAGGGUGUAGGAGAACAUGGGAUUUUUCAGGGAGUAAAUCAUUGCAAUGUAAAUUCCUUUUAUAGCUGAUUUUCUUUUGUUGGCAAUAAUACUCUUGUUAUAUCCACCCCACUCUGCUUCUCUGAAUCAUUUUCAGCACAUGGCAAACUAAAAAGAAAUUUGUUAGUCCUUCCCUCUCCCCAGGAUGAAGCUGUGCCACAAACUCCUCCCAGAGAGGCCUCCUCCCAUCUGCUUCCUCACAGCCACACCAGUGCCCUGCACAGCCAAACAGACUUGAAAAUAACAUUUAAACCACGUAUCAGUCAUUGUCAGACACUAAAACCUCUUGUUCACCACCAGCAAAUGGAAAGUUGGCUGAGAGGGAUGUUUUGAGUGCCCUAAAGCAGAAGAGCCCACGUUCAGCCUCCUGUGGGGUCUGGAAGGUGUCCAAUAAAGCACAGAGAACAAGUGAACCACUUCUGCACUAAAAA